Molecule: messenger RNA, 2733 nt
Organism: Metopolophium dirhodum (rose-grain aphid)
Lineage: Eukaryota; Metazoa; Arthropoda; Insecta; Hemiptera; Aphididae
Product: tyrosine-protein kinase transmembrane receptor Ror-like
Exons: 10
Coding region: 659-2272 (537 amino acids)
Biological process (GO): cell surface receptor protein tyrosine kinase signaling pathway; cellular response to nerve growth factor stimulus; multicellular organism development
Cellular component (GO): signaling receptor complex; axon
Molecular function (GO): transmembrane receptor protein tyrosine kinase activity; neurotrophin receptor activity; ATP binding
Source: RefSeq, a predicted model, not a curated record
AUAGUCUCUUCGAUCUCGGGCUAUCACACGCGAGAUAGACCGCCACCGAUCGCCACUUAUGAUUCACUGGCCGUGCCCACCGCCCGUGAUCCGUAUAGGCACCGCAUUAUAAUAAUAUAUAUACCUACCAAUAUAUCAUCGCUAUCAUUAUUCCGGACGCCAGCUCGACGGAUAAUAACUUUAUAGUAUAAAAUGAAAUAAUAUACCUACGGCGAUUAAAUCGUGAUAACGCGUCGUAAUAAUAAUAAUAAUAACAUUAUCAUACGUCGAUAAUUAAUAAACGAUAAAGGAAGGAAACCGUUUCGAUAGGUCCGCGUGAUCAGUUCGACGUCAUCUCGCCCACGACGCACUGCUGCAAACGCCGUGCUACCGACCUAGUGCGAUUGUGGUACGUUUCUAGUUUCGUUUUCACCGUUUUUCACCGUUUUUCACCGUUUUUUGAUAUUUAUUUUUUAUUUUCAUUCGUAACGAUUUUGUCAAUUUUUCUUUUAUUCCGUUCGAUUCUCCGUGGCCGAACGCGCAGUGAAAUGCAUCAAUGUCCCGUCGGUUCCCAUACAGCGACGCGAGUGAAAAGUAAAAUUGCACUUCCGCAGAAGCAGUAGCCGCUGCAUCGUUUUGACAUUGUAAAAUCGCAUUCGAGUACCAGAAAAUUGACACCAUGCAUAUCGGUCACCAGAAAAGAUCGGCUAAAGAGGGAAGAAACCACCGAUUUGGAAAUUGUGAUAACAGACCCUGUGGGUUUGAAGCGGCUUGUCGGCCAUUGGACAAGGGUUCGUAUACGUGUAUAUGUCCACAAGACUUGAGUGAGCCCACCGAUGACUUGAAAUGUCUCACGAGAAAGACCGUGCCAGUGGCCCCGAGACCAUUUGUGAACUUGAGCAUCAACAAAAACGGACAAAAAUCGUUAGAAACAGUGGUACAUCCGUUCACGACCACCAGUCAUCCAAUUAAGACCACAUUAAACCAAACGACAUCAUUUCCCCCAGUGAAACAGAACAUGGACGUCAACAUAUUGGGUUUUGUUUUGCGCAUAAACGUGUUCAUACUAUUGGCGAUGGGAAUAGCAGCAUUCGUGUCGGUGGUAUUGAUACUGACCAUAUGGUGGAGUCGUGCGUCCAAAGGCUGUUGCAAGUCAAAGGCAGCCAACAACAUUUCACCUGUGGUGUCCCUGAUAAGAGGAGUGAUCCAGGAAGACAGUUUCACGAUGAACCCGCAAUACGCUGCGCCGUCGCCCGUCGCCAAAGACACUAUUUUGAUACCGUAUCUGAGUAAAAGCUGUAUAUCGUCAAUGGAGGAAAUCGGGCAAGGAUUUUUCGGAAAAGUUUACAAAGGUAUCCUCCAACAAACCGAAGGCAAAUAUGAAACAGUCGCCAUAAAAGUUUUAAAGGAUCACACUAACUUGGAGGCCAAAGAAGACUUUAUGAGGGAAGUAGAGAUAAUGACGUAUUUCAGACAUCCGAAUAUCUUGACAUUGAUCGGAGUUUGUCCCCAAGAUGAUAAUUGUUCACCGUGGAUGAUAUUCGAGUUCAUGGCAUAUGGAGAUUUAACCGAAGUUCUUAGAAACAGCAGUGAUCAGUUUACAAAUUAUUCUGCACAUUUGCCGAGUUUGGAUAAAGAAGCGCUGUUGGUGAUAUCCUUACAAAUAUCGUCGGGCAUGAAGUACUUGGCGACUCAGCGGUUCGUCCACAGAGACUUGGCUUGUAGGAAUUGUCUAGUCGGCAGCAACUUGACUGUGAAAAUCGCUGAUUUUGGAAUGAGCCGGGACAUUUACACAUGUGACUAUUACAAAGUCGGAGGAUCCCGAUUGCUUCCCGUAAGGUGGAUGUCACCAGAGAGCGUCGUAUAUGGGAAAUUUACACUGGAAUCUGACGUGUGGUCAUUCGGUGUCGUGUUGUGGGAAAUUUAUUCGCUGGGAAAACAACCGUAUUACGGUUAUUCGAAUGACGAGGUUUUAAAGUUGAUUCACGAUGGCGUGUUAUUGGACAUACCGAUGAACUGCCCUCCUGUUAUAUGCGUGUUGAUGAACGGAUGUUGGAAAAGUGACCCCAAGGAACGUUUGCGGUUCAUUGACAUAUACGAACGUUUGAAAAAUGUCACCAAACGACCAGAAUUGGAUAGUCCAUUGCCCAGGCCACCAACCUUGCCGGUGAUCGUUGAUCAUCUGAGCUUGAGAAAAAUGCCAUCGGAAGAACUUUUGGACGUCGAUGAUUACCUGCGGCCCGACGAACAGCGUGUCACUGUAGAGUACAUAUUGCCAUAUCCUGCAUCAUAAACUUUUUUAUUGUUCCUUUUGUUAUAAUAUUAUUAUAUUAUUAUUACGCAAGUCGCUUGUACUCGAUACAUUUAAUAUUCGAUUUCUGUUAAUUACGUUUUAGAUAGGUAUACUACAAUAGUUUGAAUAUAUUAUAACAUUUAUCUACAUAAUUAUUUUUGUACAGACAUUUACUGGGAUUUUAAGAGAUGAUCUAGUAUUUUUUUGACAAACUAGAGUUUUACAUCGAUUUUAAUAAACAAAAAGUAAUAUAUUUUAAUAACUUUGAACAUCAUUAGAAGAUGACAUAAUAUUAUGUUGUAUUGUAGUUUUAAGAAAGACGUCAUGUAGUAUAUUUUUAAAUAUUAAUAAUUAUCACAACAAUUAAUAAUGGUAAGUAAUCAGUAGUAGCUAUAUUACCAUUUUUAGUGAACUGUGCAUAAUGGUUUUGUUUACUAUUACUAAAUAAUAAUAUUAAAUUA